AACCAACACUACAUACAUAACCAUGGUGAAAAAGAAACUAGCUAGACAUGCAAUUUUUUUGCACUCGUCAGUCUGAUCCCUACCUUAUGCAUUGAGCAUAACACACAUGGGAGAUUUUUAUUUAGUGUGUGUGUGUGUGUGUGGAUAGAUUCGUGAAGAAAACAAGGAAUUUCUUUUGGAGGAAAAGCAAGAAGUUCCCGUUUCAUCUGGUAGAUUGGUCAAGAACUUCAAGCCCGCUAAUUAUAGCCCAUGCCAGCUAGUAGUUUUGAUGGGCUGUCUAAAAGAAAAUCCCACUUUUUGGAUCAAGCCAGUCUCAGAGCCUUAAGCCUUUUUGUUCUGGCUCUGUAGUCAGUCUCUAAUCACCAGAAAGCAAUGCAGCAGCAGCAGGCCACCCUGCCACAUAGCCACCUGCAUGUACUCGGAGGAAGCCACAUCAUAAGCUCUUAGCUCAAGCCACAAACGUGUCAGAGCCUUAGAUACCUAAAACAGUAGUAUAACUCUGGCCCCAUUCAACAAUAUUUAUCUACCUCCUUCAUGCAUCUUAAUUUGAAGUACCAAGCCCUGCUGCUUCAAACUUUGAUUCUAUGGAUAGGCUUAGGAGAUGUACUAUCUCGAUUCUUUUUUUGCUCUUCAUGAUGUCUGACAUUGCUCAUGCUCAACAGAGCCCGGUAGAGAAUGCACAGAGACCAAAUAUUUUUUCUAAGAUAUUUGGGAGCUUGUUUACAUUCUCAGCAAAUUCUCCAGCAGCUACUAGUGCUAGUACUAGUACAAGUUUCUGGGAAAACGUCAAAACCAUGUUCAAUCAAGCUCAAGCCUCUAUCUUUCCUCCAAAUCUUGAUUUUAGAUGGAGUGAUGAGGCUGUGGGUCAUGGAGGUGGUACUGGUGGAACUGGAGAGAAAAUGAAAGAAGGUGCUGCAAAGAGUGUGGAGAAGGGCAAAGCAACAGUGGAUAAUUCAGCAAGAACAGCUGCAAGAGUAGCAAGUGAAACUGGACAAAAGAUAAAGGAGAAGGUCAAGAGAACCCUGUCUGAUCACAAGACAGGGACAGAGACUCAUGAUGAGCUUUGAUCAAUCUACCUGGGCUCGUCACAACUACUUUUCCUGCUUGUAUAUAUACAAAUCCUCUUUCAUUGCAUUUACAUACGAUGCAUCUACGUUUCAUUUUUAGAUAUUGCGUUGUGCUAUGGAUUCUAGUUUGUGAUCCAAUAUUGAUUGAUGAAUUUCAUUUCUUUCCAGUUAGGAGAAUUAGUGUUUUGUAUAAUUUUUCAUAAUCAAAAUACAUGAAUCCCAGGC
Molecule: messenger RNA, 1292 nt
Organism: Populus trichocarpa (black cottonwood)
Lineage: Eukaryota; Viridiplantae; Streptophyta; Magnoliopsida; Malpighiales; Salicaceae
Exons: 2
Coding region: 585-1067 (160 amino acids)
Source: RefSeq, a predicted model, not a curated record